CGCAAACGCCGCAUGUGCCGACUCGGACUGGACAAAAAUACUUCAGACGUGAAAGACUUUGAUCAUGCUUUUAAAGAGGUACAGUAUCUCGUUUGAUAGGUCAAAGUCUAAGGCGAAAAGAUGGGCAUCAGACAAAGUGUGUAAUACCAUAUAUCUAUGAUCACUUGCAUCCGUGAUCGGCACCUCCAUAUUGUCUAGUCUCUAUGAGCUCUGGUGCCUUUUAUCCCAGGAUUUCCGAUCUCGGGCCUCCAUGCUCUUGGUACUUAACGUCACAGAUCCUGUCCUUCGCCAAUAUCGACCGUCCUCCACUUCUCAUAGUGUUCUCCGAAUCAGUCAUAGAACUUGGCUUCAGCUUCAAAGUUUCGAAUGUCUUCAUUCGAGUCCUUAAAAGCGUCAUUCAAAGGUGACAUAGUCACUGCAUCUGACCCCGAUUACGGGACGGCUAUCUCCCGCUGGGCGAAGAACGCUGAGAGAAGCGCCAAAUUUGUUGCGUUUGUGAAAGAUGCAGAAGAUGUCAAGCUGGCUCUUGACUUCGCGAAGACCGAGAAACUACCUAUCGCUGUCAGAGGAGGUGGACACAAUCCGGCUGGUGCUUCCUCAUCAGAGGGCGGUCUUGUCAUCGAUCUUUCUAGAUAUCUUGCUGGAGUCACAGUAGACCCGGAGAAGAAGCUCGGCUAUGUUGGAGGAGGUGCUAUUUGGGAAACGGUCGAUAAAGCGGCGAUUACACAUGGUCUUGCGACCGUGGGCGGUACAGUUAAUCAUACUGGAGUCGCUGGCCUGACUUUAGGAGGAGGAUACGGUUGGCUUUCAGGAGAACAUGGCCUAACUAUCGAUAACCUCGUCCAAGCUACCGUGGUGAUAGCAGAUGGUUCUAUCGUGACAGCCAAUGCAGACGAGAACAGUGACUUGUUCUGGGCUAUCAGAGGAGGUGGCUGCAAUUUCGGAGUUGUCACUGAAUUUGUGUUCCGACUACACGACCAGCGAAAGACUGUCUAUGCCGGCCAUUUAAUAUUUCCAGGACCCCUCGUUAAGCAAUUAAUUCAAGUUACGAAUGAGUGGCAGAAAAACCAACCGAAGAAUGCAGGCAUGAUGCAAGCUCUGACACGCAGUCCUCCGCCCGAGUGCCUUCCAUGUUGCAUCUGCGUCGUGUUCUUCAAUGGAUCUGAGGAGGAGGGGAGAAAGGAAUUCAAAUCGUUCCUGGAUCUCAACCCAAUUGAUCUUACUUCCGAGAUACCCUACGAGAAACUGAACACAACGCAGAAUGCCCGUCUCUAUCAUGGCCAGUCUGUAUUCUUCAAGGGUGUCAAAUUUUCGCAAUUGCAACCAGAAGAUGUAGUUGCAGUUCUGGAUACAGCUUCUCAACUCACUGAGGACGGUUCCUGCAGAAUGUUGUGCAUAUUUGAGUAUUUCUCUGGGAAGACGAUUGACGCUGUGCCGAGCAAGGCUACCGCGAUGUACAACCGAUCGUUCCAGAAGAAUUCGCUAGCUGUCUGUCUCUGGGAUGUGAACACGCCGGAAAACCAGACAAUCGGGAGGCAGAAUUGCUAUACAAUCAGUGAUCUCGUAUCGAGUUUCACAAAGGAUACUGAGUUGGCGAGGAAACGUGCAUAUGGUAAUUACGUUGUGGAGAACUUGAGUCCCGAUCACUCGGCAGUACUGUUUGGAGACAACUAUCCGAAGUUACAGAAAGUAAAGCAAAAAUACGACCCGGAGAUGCUCUUCAAGAACUGGUUCCCGAUCACUCCUGCCUAGAUCUAGAGAAAGGUCGUAUUUGUUAUUCAUGGAUGGAAAGUUGGAGAUUUAGAACGACUAAUCCGGAGUCAGAUGGCACUGUCGUUCCUAGGUUGUCCAUGGUCCCUGUAUAAACGUAUAUUCGUUCUGUCAGCAUCGUAAUACCCUAAUAUGUGUUUUCUAAUAAU
Molecule: messenger RNA, 1919 nt
Organism: Fomitiporia mediterranea MF3/22
Lineage: Eukaryota; Fungi; Basidiomycota; Agaricomycetes; Hymenochaetales; Hymenochaetaceae
Product: FAD-binding domain-containing protein
Exons: 8
Coding region: 367-1752 (461 amino acids)
Molecular function (GO): FAD binding; oxidoreductase activity
Source: RefSeq, a predicted model, not a curated record